Messenger RNA from Symbiodinium sp. CCMP2456, 1167 nucleotides. NCBI's taxonomy places the organism in Eukaryota, Dinophyceae, Suessiales, Symbiodiniaceae. The record is from the annotation of a GenBank genome assembly.
GCAAAAGAAGGCCGCAGGCCGCGCAUUAUGAUUGCCAAAAUGGGGCAGGAUGGGCACGACCGUGGCGCAAAAGUAGUGGCCACCUCCUUUGCCGAUUUGGGCUUUGACGUGGAUAUUGGCGAUGAUGAAAUUGUUGUGACCAUCACGGGCAACCGAGAAAUAAAAGACGUGGAAAUUAGUGCUGACCUCUUAGAAGAUAAAGACGAGCUGCAAGAUAAAUUGGUAAUUGCCUUGAACCGCGCCAUAGAAAAGGCGCUAACCCUGGUGGAAAGCAAGUUGAGCCAACACCGCAAAGAAGCAGAAAAACUGAUUGGACUUGCCCUUCCGCACAGCGGUGGCGCCAUACGAAUUGGAAUUACGGGCGUGCCAGGCGUGGGUAAAUCUACUUUUAUUGAGGCCUUUGGGGAGUACCUGACGCAACGCGGAAAAAAACUGGCCGUACUGGCCAUUGAUCCCAGCAGUGCGAAAAGCCGGGGCAGCAUUUUGGGCGACAAAACCCGCAUGGAAAAGCUGUCGCAAAAUGAAAAGGCUUUUAUCCGUCCCAGUCCUUCGGCAGGAUCAUUGGGUGGCGUGGCCCGCAAAACCCGCGAGUCUAUUUUGCUGUGCGAAGCAGCCGGUUACGAUGUGGUGCUGGUAGAAACCGUGGGCGUAGGCCAAAGCGAAACGGCCGUAAAAUCUAUGGUUGAUUUUUUCAUGUUGCUGAUGCUGGCCGGGGCCGGAGACGAACUGCAAGGCAUAAAACGCGGCAUCAUGGAAAUGGCCGAUUUACUGAUUAUCAACAAAGCCGAUGAUCUAGAACCGCGCAAAGUAAAACUGGCCAUGGGCGAAUACAAGCGGGCCCUGCAUCUGUUUCCGCCCAAUGCAAACGAGUGGAUACCCGAAGUCCUCUCCGCAUCAGCGCUAAAGGGCAAGGGCAUUGAAGCCAUCUGGCAGGUGGUUGAAAAAUUUGAAAACCAGCAAAAACUAAAAGGCUAUUUUGAAAAAAACCGCCAGGAGCAAGCGCUCAGUUGGUUUGAAGAAGCCUUAAGCGAUAUGCUUAUGCAAGGCCUGCACGAAAACGAAGAACAUAAAAAAGCCCUGGAAACCAAGAAGAAAAACGUACAAUUGGGCCUGGAAGAACCCAACGCUGCCGCGCAAGAUUUACUCGAAAUGCUCUGGAAAAAAUAA